Molecule: messenger RNA, 2394 nt
Organism: Didymosphaeria variabile
Lineage: Eukaryota; Fungi; Ascomycota; Dothideomycetes; Pleosporales; Didymosphaeriaceae
Exons: 4
Coding region: 1-2394 (797 amino acids)
Biological process (GO): regulation of transcription by RNA polymerase II
Cellular component (GO): transcription regulator complex
Molecular function (GO): DNA-binding transcription factor activity, RNA polymerase II-specific; RNA polymerase II cis-regulatory region sequence-specific DNA binding
Source: RefSeq, a predicted model, not a curated record
AUGACUAAGGACGCGAGGCUUUCAGAGCUCGCCCUUUCGCUCUACUUAAGACACCAGCGUCACGUACUCUUGGCAUACGGUCUUGAAAUUUCGCUACCCGCGACAGGAGAACUUGCUACCUGCACAGGCUUGAAUCAAACGCAUGGCCACCACACCGCGCGGCACGAAUACACUGAGGAUGCCUCAUCAUGUAAACGCUCACCUACUCCCAUCUAUACCGGUCGGCUGGGUGGCUACUUCACGGGCAACCUCGCUUCCCAUUUCAAUGGCGACAAGUCGGAAGCACAGAUCGAUCUGGAGACGAAGAGGCUCAUGAAGUUGUUAAAGGCUUGCGAUAAGUAUCAGAAGUACCGUGAUCGUCAGCCUUCCGACACAACAUCAGCAAAGGAUAACAAGGAGCAACGAUGGCCAGAUCAUCUCGAGGAAGCCUUCUUUAGAGCGCUUGUUCGAUGGCCACCUAUGGGUCGCCGUAAGCAAAUGCUGGACGGGCAGCUGCGUGGCCGGAAUGAGUUGGUAGCAGACUCAAUCCAUAGGGACACCGGCGAGCCCCGCACGCGGAAGCAAGUCUCGAGUCACAUCCAGGUGUUGAAGCCUAUGCUAUCAGACCAGCCGCAGAUCUUGGUUUACAUGUCUACCGAGGACAUGGGAGGCCGCGGCGGUCGAGGACGCCACGGCUCACACUUCGGCCACCACCGUCACCGGCAUGCAUCUUCAAAGUAUGAUCACUCACAAGCCGACACAGACUUACAACAGAGCCUUGGAUACCUCCCAUCUUCAGUGGCUCUUGCGAAACUUCUCUCUGGCCACGAAGAGUCUCCAUACACGGUAGCCAAUUUCGACAUGUUCGUCGAAGUGGCUAAGCGGCACGCACAUGACUUCACCCAACUUAGCAAUAGCAAAGCCCGGCUCGAUGAUCUACAUAUCACUGAUACAAAUUCGUGGCACAAGCAGUAUCCCGAGUUUAAGUUUCACCGGACGGAACAUUUCAGAGAUCACCAUGUCCUUAUUUGUGACGCCACCAUCAAAGUCAUGACGAUGGAGCGGCUUGCUGGAGCAACGUUGAGCAUAACCUUUGACUUGCGUUCACAGGACGACCUCUCCGUCUACGACUCGAUAGAAUGCCGAACACGCUUCUUCGAGAACGGCAGAGUAGCAGACCAACCCGAUGGAGACCGUGCUCAAGGCAAAGCCAGAGAAACGCGCACGCAGGAGGAAUAUCACGCAGAGCAUGGUCUUAUGCACGUUCACUUCGGCUCCAAGUUCUGGGUUCACCAGAUGCAGAAGCUAGGUGAUCUGCUAGGAAAGGCAUCAGCACAGGAAGAACAACCUGCCCGCACCCGCUACGAAGAGCUUGUCCGCAGGGAGCUUCAGAACAUGACCGCCGCACAAGACAUCUACGGCAUCAAAGACGGCGAGCAAGUCCGUCUUCUGACUAUCCUUUGGCGCUUCAGCCAAACACGAUACAGCCACGAAGCAGGUCGCAUGACCUGGCGCGUCGCUAACUUCGGGCACCGGAGGGAGAAGAAGUGGAUGAAAGACGAGGAACUAUCGCACAUCCGCAACGCAAAAGAACUCCACCCCUCGCACACCUCUUCGUCCCUAUCUAUGCUCUCCAUCCCCACCUCCUCUCACUCCAUGUACCCGACACUACCGCUCGACUUCAACCACCCUUUUGGCAACACCCAGCCCCAGAUCGACCUUGACGCCCUUGAUGCCCUUGCAUCCACCGACUUCUCAAACUCCAAUUCCGCAACUGCACCAAGCCUCGCAAACGACUACUCUCAGACGCACUCCCUGCCCUCCCUCACACAUAGCCAAGACACCUCCGGUGUCCCCCAACAGCCGGGGUCCUACCCCGACGCAAACGACUUUGACUUCGACGGCGGACACAUCACCAUCUCAGGCUGUUUAGCGCCACUGGAACCAGCCAUUCAUCUUGGCACUUACGACUCGUACGCCCCCAACGUAAACGGCAUGCACCACCACAACAACACGCUGCCCAAUCUAUCCUCCAUCACCGGCCUAGAGUCCCAGCACACGCUCCCGGAAAAUGCCUUUGGGGACCUCGCUUCCUUGGCGCAUAUCUCCACCGCGGGCAUGCCUGGCGGGUGCUACGCUACGAAGCCGAGCUGGCAUCAUCCGAGUUUGAUCUCGCAACUGGAAAAUGCGGCAGAGCAGUUCGGGAUGCCGGAUAUGCUGCCUGAGGACGGGAACCAUGGCGGGCUGAUGGGGAUGGGGUUUGUGGAAAUUGCAGUCGGGGUUGGAUUCGCAGAGGACACGGGGUUGGUGCGGAAGGGGUGGGGAGGAGGGAUAGUAAGGUGGGAUCGGGGAUGCAGGUGGAUUUUGGGGGAGAGAGAGAGGCGUUUGGAGGGUAUGAAGAUAAUUGUCUGUUGA